Messenger RNA from Cladophialophora immunda, 4454 nucleotides. RefSeq lists its product as uncharacterized. NCBI's taxonomy places the organism in Eukaryota, Fungi, Ascomycota, Eurotiomycetes, Chaetothyriales, Herpotrichiellaceae. The coding region runs from base 1391 to 3925 and encodes 844 amino acids. The transcript has a single exon. The record is from RefSeq and is a predicted model, not a curated record. Gene Ontology annotation, molecular function: secondary active sulfate transmembrane transporter activity. Gene Ontology annotation, biological process: transmembrane transport. Gene Ontology annotation, cellular component: membrane.
AACGGGUGUCGACGGCGGCGACGAUGGCCAUCAUCGGAUCGUCAUCAUAAUCGCCGUCGUCAUCAUCAAUCGCAAUCCAUUGUUGCCGCCGUUACUCCUCCAUGGCGACUGCGGUCCCAGAGCGACGGGUCCUGCUUCAGGUCGCACAAGGCGCACCGUCUGCGAGUUCUUUCCAUUCCUUUGGUGGCACUGGCCAUCACAGGGAGCCUUGAAUGGCUUGGCUGUACGACAUCAUGACCGUUGAAUCGGUCGAAGAAAUGCUUCGUGUGCUUAAGCAGCAGCGGCAGCUGGCUUGUUGUCGGCCAUCCAGAAGAUCUCUCGCUUCAACACAUAGCCAUGGUCGCCAUCCGUACUCCCAACGGGACAGUCCCACGGGCUUGAUGCUGGGCGCGUGAGCACGAGCUGCAGGCCAGUGUGUUGCACAAUGUCGCUUUUCCGAGAAAUGCGCCUUGGGUGGCAUCACGCCUUCGAUUGCACCAUCACUUCUGACCCCGUCCAUUUCAUCAUUGCUCCAAUGGGACGAAUAGAAAAUUUCUGCGGCCCUUCUUCAGGGAGCCAUCCUCAGGAUCUUUUCUAGAUCCCGUCGCAAACACCCUUUUGCCCGCUUCUCUGCAAGCCCGCGUCAAGAUCUCGCUUGUUCAAUCAAGCACCGACGCCCACAUGGUCUCUCGCUUGCUACUGCCUCAGAAGGGUGCGUGAGGCGGAGGAGACCCUCUGACACCUCGCACACUCGCCUCUACAUCAUCUUCACAUCCAUAUUUAUACUUGACACCAUCUCCGCCCUAGUUCUUUUCUCUGUAAAACCCCCGGGUACUUUUUCCCCUUGGCUGUCACCUGGUCGAAAGCUCCGGCGAACGCUGGCCUUGUCUCUCUGUUUGGCUUCAUUCUUGGAACAAGAAGUACAGCAACAGCUCUGUUCAGCCUGUUGACCGCCUACAAGCUUGCGGCACGACACCAACUAGGUCGACCGUUUCAAAGACACAGCUCCAUCUCCCCCUCCACCUUGGGGCAACCGAGCGAUUCCUAGCUACGCAAAUAGCCCGAACCACGCUGCAAGCCACAAACCCGCCAAACCCUAGUCCUUACGUGCAAAUCCUAUCCGUUUGCCGCUUUCCACCACGCCAUAGGACUUGGCACAUCCAGCCACUCAGCGGUCAGGCAUCCCCGGUCCAUACCAGAUCCAUAUCUCAUCAGUCCUAGUCGCGUCAGGGCAAUCUUCCCUCCCCCAGGGUAUUCAAACUCUGCAAGUCCGCUCCGACUGCCCCUCCUCUUUAUAUACCCUUUUCCAACCCUUUCACACCAGGUCGACCUUGGACACUCCGUCUUUUGCGGUUCAACUAGCCGGAAGCUCGUUCUUUCAGAUCUCUGCUUAGACCUGUAAGGCGUGGCAAUGGCGUCCAAGUCUUCCAAGAUCGGCCACGGGCUGGCCAAGGCCCUCGCCAUCAACCUCGACGAGCGCCAGGCACAGAAAGAUGCACUCACCCGGGGCGAAUCGACAUAUUCAGUCAGUACCGCUGACUCUUACAUUGAGGAAGAGCCGAGAAGUAUCGACUGGGUGAGAGAUCUCAUUCCUUCGAGCCAUGACAUGGUGUACUACUUCCGCAGUCUGUUCCCCUUCACCAACUGGAUUCUGCGGUACAAUGUCCAAUGGUUGAUUGGCGACUUGGUUGCCGGUAUCACGGUCGGCGCUGUCGUCGUGCCGCAGGGCAUGGCCUACGCCAAACUCGCCGAGCUUCCUGUCGAAUAUGGUCUCUAUUCCUCCUUCAUGGGCGUCCUGAUCUACUGGUUCUUUGCCACCUCCAAGGAUAUCACCAUCGGCCCUGUCGCUGUCAUGUCCACCAUUACCGGCAAUGUCGUCAACAAAGUCGUGGCAGAGCAUCCAGAUGUUCCCGGCCACGUGGUCGCUUCGGCGUUGGCAAUCAUUGCGGGCGCCAUCAUCUGCUUUAUUGGCCUCGUCCGGUGUGGGUGGAUUGUGGAUUUCAUUCCGUUGACGGCCAUCUCGGCCUUCAUCACCGGCUCUGCCCUCAACAUUGCGGUCGGCCAAGUGCCAACCCUGAUGGGCAUCAAGGUCAAAGGAUUCAAUACCCGCGCCUCAACCUACUUGGUCAUCAUCAACACCCUCAAGUAUCUCGGUCACACCAAGCUGGACGCCGCGAUCGGCUUGACGGCACUGUUUCUACUCUACCUGAUCCGAUUCACCUUGAACCGCUGUGCAAAGAAAUACCCCACCCGAGCGAAGCUGUUCUUUUUCCUCAACACACUGCGCACUGCGUUUGUGCUCUGCCUGUACAUUCUGGUGAGCUAUCUCUGCAACCGACAUCAUCGCAAGAAGCCCGUCUUCAGCAUUCUGGGCCACGUCCCCCGUGGGUUCAAACACGCCGCGGUGCCAACGAUCAACACGACAAUCAUCGGCUAUUUUGCCGACCAGCUCCCAGCAUCCGUCAUUGUCAUGCUCAUUGAGCAUAUCGCCAUCUCCAAAUCCUUUGGCCGGAUCAACAACUACACCAUCAACCCCUCGCAGGAACUGGUGGCCAUCGGGGUCACGAACCUGCUUGGUCCUUUCUUGGGCGCGUAUCCUGCGACUGGGUCAUUUUCUAGGACUGCCAUCAAGUCAAAGGCUGGUGUGCGGACGCCUUUCGCCGGUGUCAUUACCGCCAUUGUGGUCCUUCUCGCCAUCUACGCUCUUCCGGCCAUGUUCUUUUACAUCCCCAACGCUGGACUUUCUGCCGUCAUCAUCCAUGCUGUCGGUGAUUUGAUCACCCCUCCUAACACCGUCUACCAGUUCUGGCGCGUCUCACCACUGGAAGUUCUCAUUUUCUUCGCCGGUGUGCUUGUGACCGUCUUCUCAUCCAUCGAGAAUGGUAUCUAUACCACCAUCAGCGUCAGCGCCGCCGUGCUUCUCUUCCGUGUUGUCAAAGCACGCGGCCAUUUCGUUGGGAAGGUCAAGAUUCAUUCGGUCGUUGGUGACCAUCUGAUCGAAGACAAAUUCCAUGACAAACCUCGCAUGUCCGACGACGACCAGGCCACGCGAAAUAUCUUCCUUCCGUUGGACCACAACGAUGGCUCGAACCCGUCCAUUCAUGUCGAGUCUCCGUACCCAGGAAUCUUCAUCUAUCGGUUCAGCGAGGGCUUCAAUUAUCCCAAUGCGAACCACUACACCGACUAUCUUGUCAGGCACAUCUUUGAGCAUACGCGGAGGACCAAUCCUGACUCGUGGCCACGGCCGGGUGAUCGUCCAUGGAACAACCCUGGCCCGCGAAGGGGCAAGUCUGAGCCAGAUCGAUCUCACCUGCCGACCUUGAAAGCUGUGAUUCUCGACUUCUCGUCGGUCAACAACGUCGAUGUCACCAGUGUUCAGAACUUGAUCGACGUCCGCAACCAGCUCGACCGGUAUGCAAGCCCUGAGGCCGUUCAAUGGCACCUGGCCUGCAUCAACAACCGCUGGACGAAGCGAGCUCUCGCCUCUGCGGGCUUCGGCUUCCCCACAGUCCCCACGGAAGAGCAGCAUCGCUGGAAGCCUAUCUUCAGUGUUGCCGAAAUCGGCGGUGCAUCAUCUGCCGCCGCAGCUGCAGAAGACGAAGCCAACCGACGAAUGUCUCGUCAUCCCCACGACGAAGAACAGGGCGGCUCUCGACCAAACAGCAGCGGAAUCUCCAAGACCGACGAUAUUACGCGAGCGCAGUACAAGGACGACUCCACGUCGAGCUCCAGCCAGGAUGGCGAGCUAUCGAAGCAGAUUAGCGAGAGCAAGGCCUACGUCCGAACCUCGACCAAGAGAGUUGCUGUGGUCCACAGCUUGAACAGACCCUUCUUCCACAUCGACCUGACGAGUGCCUUGCAGUCGGCGAUUGCAAACGUGGAGCACCAAGAACAACUGAGAGCGGCCGAGGCUGAGCAAGUUGAUGAGAUACCUGGCAAGGUUUAAGAUCGCUGAGCUGUGGGACAUGUGCACACUACCCUUGAUACCCUAGACUUCGUGUGGUCAUUUCUCAGUUGCAAGGAUCAGCUGGGAUGGGCAAGUUACCUGCCAUCAGACAUCAUGCGCGCCCCACAGAGUCAAAAUUGGCUUUCACAGCGUCUGGGAGUGGCUAGUAUACCUGCCCAGCGUUGAUUCCCUGCGGCCUGCGCAUACGACGUCUUUUUGACAGCGAGUCGCUGUGGACCAUCGAUUGCCGAUGAGGAAAGUUGAACUGAUGGACGGAAGACAGCGCGAGGAAUUAUAUAAUGAUCUGCGGAGCCUUGCUUUUUGUGUGUUUUGGUUAUAUCCUUGGGGGAUCCAGAAUAACCGCUUUUUAACGACUCUUGUGACGAACAACGGACAUGCACACAUAUAUACAUAUGUAGGGAUAUUUACAAGCUAUCAAUGCCAUCGGCGACACUGACACCCACCCCCAUUCACAUCCACACUCAUAUACUAUUCGUUAAUACUAUACAAUAAUAGUGGUUUGGUUCUG